Leptinotarsa decemlineata (Colorado potato beetle) is the source of this 5563-nucleotide messenger RNA. Its product is annotated as cadherin-23. Lineage: Eukaryota; Metazoa; Arthropoda; Insecta; Coleoptera; Chrysomelidae. The record is from RefSeq and is a predicted model, not a curated record. Gene Ontology annotation, molecular function: calcium ion binding. Gene Ontology annotation, cellular component: plasma membrane. Gene Ontology annotation, biological process: homophilic cell-cell adhesion.
GAGAGCAGCCCAAUGAAUCGUAUCGAAAAAAAUACACUGCCGGAACAUCUGAAGUAACUCCGGGCCUCGUGAAAUGAAAUAGCGGAACUUAAAAAAUGGAUAAUCGCCAUAUAAAAUUCAAAAACGUCAUCAGGACUUUCUGUGGCUACUUCAUUAAAAUAAAAUUCAAAAGUGGACAACGUCUGUCGUUUACAGAAAUUUGUGUUCUUGUGUUAUUUUUUUUGUUAGGUUUAAGUGUUAAUAGUAGUGAGUGCAAUAGGCCACCGAGAUUUAUCACAGAUGGUCAGACAGAAAUAGUUUUAAGACUGAAGGAAGGAGCUGAAACACCUGUAGCCCAAGAGGAAUACGCUCUGGUACUCACGCUCACCGACGGCCACUUGGGCUACGGCAACUACAUUACCCAAGGCCUCCUGCUGCUAGUCGAAGACGUCAACGACAACACGCCGAUAUUCGAAAGUUACCAGCCGACCAUCACCCUUCCCGAAGACGCUUCUCCAGGUACAAUAACAACUCUCAAGGCCACGGAUGCUGACGAAGGACCGUACGGACAGGUCAUAUAUUUUCUUCAAGAAGGGGACGGCGACGAUCAUUUGUUUGCGGUUAACACGGUGGGAGAAAAGGCCGUGGUGCGAUUAGUAGCCGCUUUGGAUUAUGAAAGGCAGACCGUACAUCAGCUCAAAAUUCUUGCAAUCGACAGAGCCAAAGAAGGUAGAGUAAACACCGCAACUGCAGCGCUUUUGAUAAAGGUAGAAGAUGUAGAAGAUCAACCUCCCGAAUUUGUUAGAGUGUCUCCAGUAGCUAGAAUAGAAGAAAACAGCCCUAUUGGGUCUUCUGUACUUCAAGUCGUGGCAGUGGAUGGUGAUCGUGGUAUAAACAACCCCAUCGAAUACUCUCUAACGUCAAAUGGUCUGAACAGGAUAUCUGAUAUUUUUUCUGUUGAGCGAGAUACAGGAGUAGUUCUAACAACAAGCUUUCUAGACAGAGAAGCAUUGCCAGCUGGGGCUGGAACUUAUAUUCUUCAGAUUACGGCUAAAGAAGUUGGAAGUAAAAUAGUACCAGCACCAAUAGCGACAACUGAAGUCACUGUAAUGGUCACUGAUGUCAACGACGAAACACCAAAAUUCAAAAGCAACUACUACGAAUGCGAUAUAGCUGAAAAUUCUCCUGUAAAUACUCCGCUGACAUUUUUAGGAAAUUCGUUACCAGAAGUUUAUGAUUACGACCAGGGAAUAAAUGGUACUUUCCAUCUUUACGUCAAAGGUGCUGGAGACACCUUCGAUAUAACUCCCAACAAAGCUGUUAACGAAGCAACGUUCAUGAUUCGGGUCAAGAACAGUACCGCCUUGGAUUUCGAGAAGAUCAAGAAGCUCAACAUCACUCUGAUCGCCAAAGAAGUCGUUAAAGAUAACCCGAAAUUCAGUGAAGCCGCUGUUACCGUUAAUCUUCUCGAUAGAAACGACAACUUUCCAGAAUUCACCAAAAGCCUUUACGAAGUCUUCGUGCCGGAAAAUUGCGACGUUGGAACUACAGUUGCAUGGAUACAAGCUCUGGAUGACGAUUCUGGAAAAUUUGGGACAAGAGGGAUCAGAUACACGAAUGUGGCUGGAAGUAUAGAUUAUAUGACGCUUUGUUACGAAGGUACCAAAAAUAGUGAAAUAGAAUACGAACUACUCGGCACGAUGAAAGACAAUUUCACCAUAGACUCCGUGACAGGAGUUAUCCAAGUUAAAUAUCCCGUAGAUUUUGAAAAUCUCAAAGGGACAUCCAAGGAAAACGUGAGGAUAUUGUACUUAACCGUAAGGGCGAGAGAUUGGGGAAGUCCCAGCUUGUUUACAGAUGCCCCUUUGCUGAUAUACGUCGAAGAUGUUAACGAUAACAAACCCAUGUUCGAGUAUACUUUUUACAAUAAAUCGGUGGCAGAGAAUGUUCCUGGAGCAACAUCAAUACUUCAGGUACAUGCUCGUGACUUGGACGGCUCAUCUCCAAACAACCACGUUGUCUACCGAAUCCAAAACGGAGCUUCAGACAAAUUCACCAUCGAAGCUGAAACAGGAAUCAUCAGAGUAGCCAAGGGGGCCUCUCUAGAUCCCGACCUCACACACCCAAGGACCAUGCGCUACUCCCUAGAAGUCGUGGCCAUCGACGGAGCCCCGGGAGACAGUCAGCUUCAAGACGCGGUUACUGCCGACAUCCAAAUCGUCGACGUCAACAAUAAGCUUCCGAUAUUCGAGGAACCGGGAGCUGUGUAUGUUUUGGAGAAUGCGCCGGUCGGCACAAUCAUCGCCAACCUGACCGCUAAGGAUCAAGACUCCACAGCAAAACUAGUUUAUAAAAUCAACGACGACGAAUGUAUAGCCAGAAACGAAAGAGGAAUCGUUUUAAGAAGACAAGAUUUGGACUGUUCCAGCUCUUUCCACCUAGAACCAAUAACAGGCGUGAUGAUCGUUAAUAAACAACUAGAUAGAGAAACAGUGGAAAGUUUUCAUGUUGGGCUAGUUGUUGAAGAUGUAAAUUCAGAAACUGGUCCACAAAAAGCUCACGCAUCAAUAAAGGUCAACAUUGAGGAUGUCAACGACAACAGUCCCAAAUUCAGAAAACCCUUUUAUAAAUUCAGUGUGGCGGAGAACAGCAAAAACGGAGUUCCCAUUGGGACAAUAAUAGCUGACGACUUGGACAAAAACAGGACCAUCACGUACGGUUUGAUGAGCCCCAUGGAAAUAUCGAACUUGAUUUAUUUGGAUCCAGAGAGAGGAGAUCUGGUUGUAUCAGGGAAAAUCGACCACGAACUUUUUCAGUGGCUAAAUUUGACGAUAAAAGCAACCGAUAAUGGUAUGCCGCCCAGAUCUAGCGGGGUGGAAGUCUUCAUCCAAAUCCUAGAUGAAAACGACAAUAACCCCUACUUUCUCGCAGAACCGAACUCCAUCUUAGUACCGGAAGACAUCCACGUGGGCAGAGAAAUAGCCAAACUACAAGCGAUAGACGCCGAUUCAGGGGAAUACGGGAAAAUAACCUACCUCAUGGACAGGCUGUCGUCUCAAGGAAAGUUCAGUUUGGAUGCCGAUACCGGGAUAUUGAAAGUGGCCGAUAAACUCGACAGAGAGGAGAAAGCGAAUUAUUUGUUGAUUAUAGAAGCUUGGGAUAAUUAUCAGUACGGGUUCAAUAGCGGUGAAAGUAGGAAUGCUUUCAAACACGUCAACGUAACCAUUUUGGAUGUGAACGAUAAUGCACCUGUACUCCACGUCCCUCCGUAUUGCGUAAAUAUAACAGAAUUCCACGAACCAGGGCAACCUGUAACAGCUGUUCACGCCUCAGAUGCUGAUGAUCCGGAAACUUCAAACGGACAGGUUAUAAUCGAUAUUGCAGACGGUAACGAGCAGAACCUUUUUGGACUCCAAUUAGUAUCAGAAUGGUCGGUUGAUAUCAGGACUACCACGUCUCUUAGAGGAAGACACGGUAAUUAUACUCUGAUAAUGAGGGCUCAAGAUUUGGGAAUGCCUAGUCUCCUUGUUGAGGAACCUCUGAGAAUUUGUGUUACGGAUUACAAUGAUCAUGCGCCUAUUUUCGUCAGUCCUCCACCAAAUUCUACACUGAAAGUACCAGAGAAUGCAACGGUGGGCAGUGCUUUGAUCCAAAUCGAAGCGAAAGACGAGGACUCUGGUUUAAAUGGAGCAGUUAGAUAUCGUCUGAAGGCAGAUCCUGGUGGACACUGGAAGUUUUUCGAACUGCAACCAGUGUCGGGAAUUCUGGAGCUACGUUUGCCGCUGGACAGGAAGAAACAAAAAAUAUAUGACAUACGCAUAGAAGCUUAUGAUCUAGGUGUUCCAACAGCAUUAAGUUCAGAUUUAGAUUUGACUGUAUACGUGAGCGAUAUGAACGAUUACCAACCCCAAUUCAUGGUUGACGAGUUUUUUGUGAAUUUUACAGAAAAUCGUGCUCCUGAAAUUGAAAUGGUUAAACUACCAGACACCAUCGACAGGGAUGAAUUCGAAUAUGAUGGGCCCGUUGGACCCAUUUGCUAUUAUAUCAUUGGUGGAAACGAAAAUAACCUAUUCCAUCUCAACCCUAUCGAUCAUACACUGGUGGUUGCAGCCCCUCUAGACAGAGAACAACAAGAUACCCAUCUACUCCUGAUAAAAGCCACCGAAGAAUGUAACAAACCCCCGAAAAACGAAAGUUUCUUCGAUGCCGACGACGACACCCAACUAAAAGUCAUCGUCAGAGUGCUCGACGUCAACGACAAUGCCCCCAAAUUCGUCCACAGGGUGUUUACCGGAGGCGUGAGUACCGCUACCAGUUUCGGAACGAAAUUUAUGCAAGUCAGAGCCGAGGAUGCAGAUAUCGGACGAAACGCUCUAAUAUCGUAUUAUAUCAUCGGGAGGAUCCAAAUGACGUUGACGGAGGGAUUGGACAAUUUAGAGCGACCUCCCUUUCUGGUGGAACGGGAAACUGGUGCUGUACGACUGAAUUUUGACCCUCAGAGAGAGAUGAAAGGAUAUUUUGAUUUUGCGAUUUUGGCAAAUGAUACUGGAGGUUUGCAAGAUACAGCAAGGGUUUUCAUAUAUCUCUUGAGAGAAGAUCAACGAGUGCGGUUUGUUUUGAGACAGAACCCCCCAGAACUCAGGAACAAAAUUGAGGCAUUCAGAGAGAUCUUGGGAAAUGUGACCGGAGCUAUAGUGAAUGUAGACGAGUUUAGAGUUCAUGCAAAUCACGACGGUACCGUUGAUAAAACUCGAACAGAUCUGUAUCUCCAUCUUGUGGAUCGGAACGAUAACUCCAUCUUGGAAGUGGACGAGGUUUUACGACUGGUUGAUCAAAAUACUGAAAAACUGGAUGACCUCUUCAAAGAAUUCAAUGUACUUGAUACGCAACCUGGAGGAACUCUGGCUCUGAAAUCGCAGUUGCAGAACGCUAGUACUACGUUUUGGCUUUCUGUGUCGUGUCUAUUUUUGAUUUUACUGCUACUGCUUUGUUUAGCCCUUUGUGUUAAUCAAAGGCAAACAUAUCACAGAAAACUAAAAGCAGCCACAGCCACAGCUUACGUUGGUGCAGAUUCAGAAAUUGAUGGAAGAGGUUUGGGUAUUUUAAGUGGUCGAGUACCAAACACCAACAAGCACAGUUUGGAGGGCAGCAACCCGAUUUGGUUGAAGGCAUAUGAAAACGAAUGGUUCAAGAAUGUAGACGAUAUAAGUCAAUCGGAGCACGACUCUUUGGAUGAAAACGUCGUUUGUUGUGAAGACUCCUUGCCUCCUGUAGAACAAAUUCAAGAACAAAAUCCUCAACAAGGAAGACCUCAAAACGUCUACCAAACUUUACCAAUUCCACCUGUACCUCUGGCAAGAAAAUUGGAGACUACAGAGUUAUGAUUCAAAUUCAAGAUCAACAAUUACUUCAACAGCGUCAGAGUUAGUCCUCUUUCGGACAUAUAUGAAGAAUCUGAGUGAAGGUAUCUCGAUAAAUGUUUCAGUUAUGAAACUAUACAAACCAGUGCAACGAUUAACUAAGUUUUAUAUUUUUAUAUAUUUUCACUGUAAAUAUACCGAAUCAAUAAAUUUCAUAGAUGAAG